AUGGCUGCGACCCAAGCUUCGAAGGGCCUGGACGAGAUCGCUGCCGUCCAAGAAAAUCCAGCCUCGACAGCCGGCUCACUGGCGGCAUCCUCUGAUCUCGAUGACAAUUAUCAUCUUUACAAGCGCAGCGACGAGCAAGAAAUCGACCCCGCCGAAUCCAAAAGAGUUUUGCGGAAGCUUGACUUGCGUCUCGUCCCAAUCCUUGUCCUGAUAUAUCUACUACAAUACCUUGAUAAGAAUGGGAUCAACUAUGCUUCCGUGUAUGGCUUGCAGAAGGGCACAAAUCUACAUGGCCAAGACUACUCUUGGCUGGGGUCGAUAUUUUAUUUCGGAUACCUCGGCGCUCAAUUUCCAGCAGGUUAUUUCCUGCAGUCCCUGCCAAUUGGGAAGGUGGUCGGCAUAACAACCAUCAUCUGGGGCAUCAUACUGAUCACCACUCCUGCAUGUUCGUCAUUCGCCGGAAUUGCUGUCAAUAGAUUCUUGCUGGGAUCGUUCGAGGCAGUCGUGAACCCGGCUUUUAUUCUGAUCAUGUCUAUCUGGUACACCGCAGCGGAGCAGCCGCUGAGACUGGAGGCCUACUAUUGCACAAAUGGCAUUGCCACAAUGUUCGGAGGGCUAAUCGGGUAUGCUGUUGGCCACAUCACGACAGGGCUCGCUCGUUGGAUGUACGUCUUCAUCAUCUUCGGGAGCAUCAGCAUUUCUCUGGGCAUCCUUGCCCUGCUUAUGCUUCCGGACCUGCCAUCGACCGCCAAAUUUUUGACCGACGCCGAGAAAGUCAUCGCCGCCAAACGCGUCUCUGUGAACCGUCAAGGCAUCAAAAAUCACCAUUUCAAGAAGUACCAGAUGUGGCAAACCCUUCGUGACCCGAAGACAUGGAUCCUGUUCGUCAUGGCUACAGGUGCGCAAAUACCGAAUUCAGCAAUCACUCAGUUCACCAGCCUUGUUAUCAAAUCAUUCGACGUCGACACUCUUGGCACGCAAUAUCUCCAGAUUCCUGGUGGAGCAGUUCAAUUUCUCGCGCUCCUCGGCGGAGGAAUCCUUUGCUCAAGAUGGCCGAAUCUACGGUGUAUCACGAUGAUCGUAGCUAACACAAUAUGCAUUAUCGGUUCUGGCUUGCUGGUUGGUUUGCCCAACAGCAAUAAAUGGGGCCGCCUGGUCGGCCUAUGGCUGUGCUUCUUCCAAGGACUAGGAUUCAGUAUGAGUUUGACCAUGGUCAGUUCAAACGUCGCAGGCUACACGAAGAAGCAGCUCACCGCGGCCAUCUUGUUCACUGGUUACUGCGUGGGAAACAUCAUCGGUCCCCAGACAUUCAGAAGCAGCGAAGCCCCACACUAUCACUCCGCCUACAUCGCAAUGCUGGUUGGUUAUAUCAUCAAGCUGGUUUCCAUCAUCGUGCUGUAUAUAUACAUGAGCAUUGUCAACAAGAGGCGAGACCGGGAAGCUGCAGCAUCCGGUCUGGCGGGCGUUGAAGAGGAGAAGGAAGCUAUUGAGCGAGGGAUGCACGACAUCACCGAAUUGGACAACAAAGGUUUCAGAUAUACUCUAUGA
This is a messenger RNA of Exophiala xenobiotica, 1548 nucleotides long. RefSeq lists its product as uncharacterized. Gene Ontology annotation, molecular function: allantoate transmembrane transporter activity; dipeptide transmembrane transporter activity. The record is from RefSeq and is a predicted model, not a curated record. The coding region runs from base 1 to 1548 and encodes 515 amino acids. The transcript is spliced from 4 exons. Lineage: Eukaryota; Fungi; Ascomycota; Eurotiomycetes; Chaetothyriales; Herpotrichiellaceae. Gene Ontology annotation, biological process: transmembrane transport; tripeptide transport; dipeptide transport. Gene Ontology annotation, cellular component: plasma membrane.